Messenger RNA from Funneliformis geosporum, 381 nucleotides. Lineage: Eukaryota; Fungi; Glomeromycota; Glomeromycetes; Glomerales; Glomeraceae. The record is from the annotation of a GenBank genome assembly.
AUGUUGGGAAAUAAAUAUAAUCCAGAUGUUGGUUUCUGGUUUAAUAAACCAACUUAUGCACAAUUGCAUAAACCAUACGCUAACGGCUGUCCGCCUCCAGAUAUAUGUAUUGAGCAAAAUUUUUCUUGGAUAGAGUUUAUUGGAAUCGCAUUACCCGAUAGUCAAGGUCCUUUCCAUCAAAAUCCGAAUCCUGGAGUAAUAUCUGUCCUUGCUACUCCUCAAAAUUCUCCAAAUGUCAGACCUACUUGUGCACUAUAUUUUGUUUACUGGGAUGGUACUAAUUUGGUUUACUAUAGAAUAGAUUGGAAUGAACAUUUGGUAUUAGGAUGUGGAUGGACAAUGGAACUAAAUGAUGUACUUGAUCUGAUUUUGACGCCAUGA